Molecule: messenger RNA, 1842 nt
Organism: Tetranychus urticae (two-spotted spider mite)
Lineage: Eukaryota; Metazoa; Arthropoda; Arachnida; Trombidiformes; Tetranychidae
Source: RefSeq, a predicted model, not a curated record
GUAUCUGUUCAUUUUUAAGUCAAUGCAAAGAGUAAAACAUUGUGUUACUCUUUGAGUCAAUGUGAUAUUAUUAUACCUGUUGAAGUAGUCAAUUGAGAUGGCAUUACCAAUUACAGCUCUCGAAUAUAAUGAGAGCGGUAAAAAAUAUGAAUUUGAUGUGACAAAAUUUUCCGAGAUAGCUUCAUCAGAUGAAAUUAAGGAUUUACCAAUUGCUGUUGUUUCCAUUAUCGGAGAAUCUCGUAAAGGAAAAUCAUUUUUACUCAACUAUUUUCUUCGCUACUUACAACGAUACGAUCAAGAAGACUGGCUUGGUGAUCCAAAUGAACCAUUACAAGGAUUUUUGUGGACACAAGGUGCUGAAAGCUGCACCACUGGGAUCGUUUUAUGGCCAGAACCGUUAAUUGUUACCCGAAAAGAUGGGACAAAAAUUGCCGUUAUUUUAAUGGAUACUCAAGGGUUGUUUGUCGAUGCAACAGAACAAGAAGAUUGUAAUUACAUUUUUGCAAUCUCAUCCUUUCUCUCGUCUAUUCAAGUUUACAACCAACAGGAAAAUAUUCUGACCAAUGACAUAACCCUAUUAUCACGGCUUGCUGAAUAUUCAAAAGAGAAGCUGAAAAUUACUGGUUACAAAGGGAUACAGAAGCUUCUGUUACUUAUUAGAGACUGGUCUGCAAAUUGUGUUUAUCCAUUUGGAGCUGAUGGAGGAAAACAAUUUUUAGAUUCCAAGAGGAAUAAUCAAUCACAAUUUCAUAAAGACUGGCAAACUAUACAUGAUUGCUAUUCACAAGUUGACUGUUUUCUUAUGCCACACCCUGGAUUACAAGCCACUAGAAGAGGAUUUGAGGGUGAAAUAUCCAAACUCGAUGCUCAUUUUACCAACGUUUUACGUGAACUCGUUGAGAAUUUGUUGUCACCAGAAAAUAUUGUUAUCAAAACAAAUAAUGGAAAAGAGAUGAAAAUGUGGGAAUUCGUCGCUUUUUUCAAAAAUAUUUCUGAAAAUCUUCAAGAAGAUGGAUUUAUUCUUUAUGACGAGUUUUUGGAUAUUGAUUUUGAAAAUCAAGCAAGAAAUGCUUCAAUGUUGGCCAUGGCUGAAUUCAUGAAAAAAUAUAUCGAAUUAAAUCCACGCAAAGACGCUCAAAGGGUGCAUUACAGUAUUGUGAUUGCUCGAGCUUCAGCUACACUCUUUUACUACGAGAAGACCAAGGAUAUCGAUUCAGAGAUUGCAGUAAACUAUUUGGAAGAUUUUAACGAUUCUUUGGAUGACUAUUUAGAAAAAUUCUUUAACCGUUAUGCUGCAGGAUCGACUGAAGAAUCCAGUGAAAGUUCAUCGCAAAAUUCAUGGUAUCAGAGAAUGUAUUCCGGCUUUUCAACAGUUGCAUCAUUUUUGUUUUCUCAUUCUGGUACAACGGGCUUUGUUCUUGAUGUAUGUUUAGAAAUUUUUGAAAAUUAUUUUCAUGCGAAAACAAGUGCUAGAAAAAAUCAACGAAGGAAUCGACAAAGAAAUCAACGUCGAAGAUGAUCUUUUACAAUUAAUCGAAAUAUAAUUUACAAUCAGAAUCUUCAGACCAUAACCAGAACUACCUGUUCAUCAUAUCUCAGAUAAAGUAAUAUUUUGAAUAAUUCAUAAUUUCGCCGUUUGAAAUUUUGAGCCAUUUUAUUGUACAAACUGAUUCCAGGAAUUAAUUGUGUUCUAAACUUGUAAUGGAAAUGAAUCUUGACUUAUUGUCUCUAUAAUAAGUGACCAAUGAAUUCAUGGGUAUAUGAAAAAUAAUUUUUCUCUACCUUAAGUGUCAUCCUGAUUUGGAAAUUAAAGUUUGGAACUGAUUUUUGUUUCUAUGGAAA